UUAAAAUAGUAAAAUUAGCUGCAACCAGUCUAUAUCAUGAACUAAAAUUGGAUGUAACCAGUCUCUAUCAUUAAGCUUAUAUAUCAUUAUUAUAUGAAUGCAACAUGACAUAAAUACAUGUAGUUCACUUAUUGUGUUUCAGAGAUCAAUAUAUAGUUGAUGUUGAAUGCAUGCUACUUAUAAAUUGUAUUUCUCUAUUUCCAUCCACCAUGCAACUUUCCAUAUUGGUGUAAAAGACAAAUUAAAAAAAUUUGAUGCUUCUUAGUAAGAGAGUACAGAACAGAACCUUCAAAACUGAUCUACAUUUCAUGCCACCAGAAACAUAUAGAAUCUUCUCAAUUACUGCUUUCUUACCAUCCUUCCUAUGAAUCACAACAUUUUCUCUGCAAUGGUGUAGAAUCAAAUGAAUAAUCUCAUCAAUUAAAUGGUUAGAAAAAACUAAGACAUUGAACUGGUUAAUGACUUUCACCGUAUGAAAGUAAAUAAACGUUUGUAUUGUACCGAUACCUGCGAUCCCAACAUUGCUAACAUGCACGAUGUCUAAAGUGCCAUAUAUCUUCAAGGUGAAAGCAACUUGUUCAAUGAUGGUAACUCACUUUUUCCAAACCAAUUGAAGUUGCAACUUGAAGACCCAAUUUCAUCAUUGACAUCUGCUAUCUAUAACUACGAAUGCUAUAGUCUACUUUUUUUUCUCUCGGUUUUGGCACUUCUUGUCCAACAAUUCAGUUCAACAACAAUUCCUCCUACUCCUACUUCUUUGAUGAUGAUGGCAACCCCAAGAGCAGAUAACCAAAUUGAAGAAGUGGAAGCAGAUCUGCAUGAAAUUCAACCUGUAUUAGAAGCAAAUGAAGAAAUCCAAAUCCAACCAGCAUCCACUGAGUUCGACGACUACUCCCGCUACUUUGAUGUUGAUGGCCGCACCAAGAGAAAAGGAACAUUUUGGACAGCAACUGCUCAUAUCACCACUGCUGUGAUAAGCUUAGGAGGAGUCCUUACAUUGACAUGGGCAAUGGCGCAGCUUGGGUGGAUCUUUGGACCGAUUGCAAUGGUUCUGUUCACAGCUGUCAACUGUUACACUUCCAUCCUGUUAACACACUGUUACAGGAGAGAUGAAUCGGUUACCGGACGGACAAAUAGUUACACAUACACCGAUGCUGUCAAGUCUAUCUUGGGAGGAAGACAUGUCCAAAUUUGUGGCCUAUUUCAAUAUCUGAAUAUCUGUGGAAUUGCAAUUGGAUUCACAAUUGCUGCCUCAACUAGUAUGAUGGCCAUAGAAAGGACACAUUGUAUGCAUGUGGCUCAAGCAAAAGAUCCAUGUGAUGUAUCUGGUAAAUCUAGGAUGUACAUGAUAUUAUUUGGAUUGGUCGAAAUGGUACUUUCUCAUCUCUCAAAUUUAAAUAAAGUAUCAUGGCUAUCCAUAAUUGCAACUAUCAUGUCCCUCAUUUACUCUGGAAUUGGACUUGGUUUAGGCAUGGCCAAAGUAGCAGAAAAUGGAAUUAGUAAAAGAAGCUUAACAGGAAUUAGCACCGACACAAUCCCUCGCGCACAGAAAAUAUGGAAGAGAUUACAAGCUUUAGGGGCAAUAGCUUUUGCAUACUCUUUCUCCAUUACACUCAUUGAAAUUCAGGACACCAUAAAAUCUCCUGCUGAGCAUAAUACAAUGAAAAGGGCAUCUGUGGUGAGCAUCGUGAGUGUUACAGCAUUUUAUCUACUGUGUGGAAGCAUAGGUUAUGCAUCCUUUGGAGAUUAUGCACCUGAAAACCUACUGGCCGGGUUUGGUUCCUUUUACUAUGACCGCCUAUAUUGGCUUGUCGACAUUGCCAACCUCGCGGUUGUUGUACAUUUGAUUGGGGCAUACCAGGUAUUUUCGCAACCACUUCUUGCGUUUGUCGAGAAUUGGGUUGCACAUAGGUGGUCUGGUAGUGAAGUUUUCACAGAGGAUGGACUGUCAGUAUUUCGUCCAAUAUGGAGGACCAGCUUUGUUGUAUUCACAACCUGCAUGGCCAUGGCAUUUCCUUCCUUCACAUAUAUAAUUGGAACAUUAGGAGCUUUCGGGUUCUGGUCCUUGGCCGUUUAUCUCCCAAUUACAAUGUACCUAUCAGAGAAAAAAAUUCUGAGAUGGACUAGAAGCUGGGUAGGACAUCAGAUGCUCAAUGGAUGUGUCCUCAUGAUUUCGAUACUUGCUGCUAUUGGAACGAUUGUAAGAUCGUUUGAUGUAAACUGAAAACUGUUUGAUUGUAAUCAAUUUUAGAUUGUAAUUUCAGGUUUCAAUUUAAUGUUGUAAUCUCCCCCUUUGGUUAUGUA
Messenger RNA from Trifolium pratense (red clover), 2304 nucleotides. Its product is annotated as amino acid permease 4-like. The transcript is spliced from 7 exons. Gene Ontology annotation, cellular component: plasma membrane. The record is from RefSeq and is a predicted model, not a curated record. NCBI's taxonomy places the organism in Eukaryota, Viridiplantae, Streptophyta, Magnoliopsida, Fabales, Fabaceae. The coding region runs from base 761 to 2224 and encodes 487 amino acids.